UAAAUACUGUACACUCGCUGCUACCCCCCACAGAAAAACUCUCCAAAUUUUGACCCCUCUUGCUCAAGAAACGAAGCCGGGGAUGAGCGCCCUUCGUCGCCUGUCAAAUGUCAUAGGCAGAGGUGGAGGUGGAGGCGGGGAUUCGGACGCAUCUGACGAGGAAACCCCGCACCGCCAUCACCAUCACCAUCGUCACCUCCACCAUCACCAUCAUGACAAGAAGGAUUACACGGUCAGUCCAACGGGCGGGAAUAUGGCGAUUAUAAUCUCUUCGGACGAAGAAGCGCGGCGCCGCCGACACCGCAAGAGGAGGGCCACCACUGCCGAUGCGCCCAAGGAAGGGUCUUCCCGACCGCCGAGGGAGAUAGACCCCGAGUUUGGACCGGGGAAAUCCCGUCCGCAUAAGCGUUCUUCGGUCUCUUCGAGCAGCGCAACAAGUAGUGGCUCGUCCAUCGCUUCGCCUGGCGGGGUGGAGAUCCAAGGGGACCGACGAAACCGUGGGGAAAGUCGUGAGUUUCCCGCCUGCGAAUGACGUUACCUCGUGCUAACUUUGAUGACCAAUUAAAGCCCCACUCACACCCCUUAUAAGGACCACCCCUCCAACCCCCUCACCACUGGAGCAGGCUCGCAGGGCAAAUUCACAGCCGGUCCAUCGACCGCCGCCCCCUUAUCCAGUUACUCCUCCUCAUCGAGACGCGACGGAGUACAUCGCUUUUUCCCCCGCUAGCAACAUGUCGUUCCAAGAUGGGCCACAGAAGCGCCACAGUGCUUCUGUCGUCCCCAGAAGGUUUGCGCCUCACCCGGGAGCGGUAGAGAUCGGGAGCAGUGAUUCCAUCGUGCAGGAACCAAAGAGAAUGGAUAGUUCCAGCCCUGGCGUACAGUCUCCCAAAACCUCAACCCACGGUCUGGACGAGAAGAACGCAUCCAAACCCGCUCGUCCCUCCGGUCUGGGCAAGUAUAGGAGCUCCGUCCGUGAGAACCAGUACGACUUUCUCAAAACCUUUGACACCGUCUUCGUGGUCGACGACUCGGCGUCCAUGGCAGGCGAGCACUGGGACCAACUCGGCCAAGCCCUCGAAACAAUCGCCACCAUCGCCACCAAAUACGAUUCCGAUGGCAUAGACAUCCACUUCCUCAACUCCCCCCAGUACGACCGCAAGCAUGUCACCUCCCCAACCACCGUGAAGGACCUCUUCAACCUCGUCCAGCCUGCGGGCAUAACCCCCACCGGCGCUUGUCUGGACCGCAUCCUGCGAGAGUACCUGGACAGCUAUGCCGACGCGAAGGCCGCCUACACUUCGUCCAGCACCACUCCCGGCCCACAACCAACAAUGUACGCCUCGCUCCCAAAGCCGCUGAACAUCCUCGUGCUGACGGACGGGGAACCGACCGACGACCCCGAGUCCGUCAUCGUCGCUGCCGCUCGGAAUCUGGACAGGCUCAACGCACCACUGCACCAGGUCGGCAUACAAUUCGUGCAGAUUGGAAACGAGGAGGGCGCGCGCGAAGCGUUGGAGGAAUUGGACGACGCGCUCGAGGGGGUCUACGGCAUCAGGGACAUGGUCGACUUUACGCCGUUCGUGGAAGCCCCCGGCGCCGGGGUUGGGGGGAAGGUUAGCGGUGAGAUGAUUCUGAAAGCGCUCCUGGGCGCCGUGAAUCGGAGGUAUGAUCGGUGGGGGAAUGAGUUUUCGAAAUAACUCUGCUCGGUAAUUUUCUUGUGUUUGUUUUGACUUUUUAUUUGUUUCAUUUGAUGGAUUUCUUUGGGUGGAGUUUGGGUUGAUUCACGAGGGAUGAUGUUAUGUGUUUCUUGUGUAUUGUACCAAUGUAUUUAUAUCUGGUGGGGAGGGAUUUUUUUGUUUCUCUUGUUUCUCCUAUAUCGGCAGUCUGGUUGGUCUGGCAGCCGGGAUCAGGGUUCCCUGAUAUCAUAUUUUGUAUACUUUUCUCUAGUCUUAUGAAUUACGAAAUUGGUUUUGGGAUGGCAUUCGUUGCAUAAUAAGUCACUCGCGCCCCGUGUGGGUUUGCGAAUCGUCACCUUAUUUCCUCGCUGCAGCUUUUCUCUAUCUUGUCCCCGUUCUCCGGUCAUCUCUGUUUCCCUUGUUAAAUCUCCUCCCCGUUCCCUUCUCUGACUCUUUUCUCCGCUACUUGUUUCUCCGCUACACAAUAAUAAACAGCGAUCUCUCCUUCUGCAAGUCCUCCUCCCCCUUGCAAUGUAAUUCGAUCCUCAUGACUUUUUGACCUCUGCCCCCCCCCCCCCCCCCUCCGAUACUUCCUGGAGCCACGAUAGAGGUCCCAGAAAGGGUAAACAAAGGGGUAGCAGAGGGGGCGUGAGGAGCUGUUUGUCGCAUUGACUUUUGACAGGAAAGUUGCCAUCGUAUAAUACAAGACGCAGCUCGGGCUCACGACAGAACUCUGAUGAUUCCUUUGCUCUAGUUUCGCAGUUCGGCGUAAGCAUGCAAUGGGUUAGACUAGCUAUCCCGUGCAGCGGUGACAAGUGCCGAGUUUACCUACUGUACGUGACGCUGAAUAUUUGUGAUUACUGUAGCCGUACAGCAUUACAAAUUUUUAUUUUUUUAUUUUUUUCCUUUCAUUCUUGCCUGGACGGAAACCGGAAGAAGAUGUAUGAUAAGAACAUUGAAAUUUCCGACACUGUCAUAACUCGAGUACUGCGGAGGGGAUGUCGUCGUGUCGCGGGAGCCCUGCAUGUCUAAUUCUCAAAUUAUCAUUAUCAUUAUUAAUAUUAUUAUUAUUACAAAAAAAUAAAAACGGCGCAAACGGCAGGGUACAAGUACUGUACUCAUCCUCCCUGCGGC
This is a messenger RNA of Tuber aestivum (summer truffle), 2810 nucleotides long. Lineage: Eukaryota; Fungi; Ascomycota; Pezizomycetes; Pezizales; Tuberaceae. The record is from the annotation of a GenBank genome assembly.